AGCUCCAAUUAUACAACAUUUUUCUGAAUCUUGUUUAGGUUCAACCACUAUUAGGUGCUUCAAUCAAGAAGAGAGGUUUAUGGAGAUAAACCUCAAGUUAGUAGAUGGGUAUGCUCGGCCAAAAUUUCAUUUCUCAGGUGCAAUCGAGUGGUUAUGCUUUCGUAUGGAUAUAUUGGCAUCCAUUACAUAUGCUGUCUUUUUGGUUUUCUUGAUCUUAGUGCCGAAGGAUGCACUCAAUCCUGGUGUUGUGGGUUUAGCUGUCACAUAUGGGCUUAGUUUCAGCUUACAUGGUGUUGUAUGGGAUCUUAACCAACUUCAGACUAAAAUCAUAUCUGUUGAGAGAAUGCUACAAUACACUUGCAUCCCUAGUGAACCCCUUUUACUGGGAGAAGAAAAUAGGCCCGGUCAUGAAUGGCCAUCACAAGGGAAAGUUGAUAUUAUUGAUCUACAGGUCCAAUAUGGCCCGCAUCUUCCUUUUGUCUUGCGAGGUAUUACAUGCAAUUUUCCAGGAGGAAUGAAGAUCGGCAUCGUUGGGCGAACAGGAAGUGGUAAAUCAACUCUCGUACAAGCUCUCUUUCGUGUGCUUGAACCUACAGUCGGUCAGAUUUUGAUAGAUAGUAUCGACAUCUCUAAGAUUGGCCUUCAUGACUUGCGGUCAAGAUUGAGUAUUAUCCCACAAGACCCAACAAUGUUUGAGGGGAGUCUAAGAAGUAAUCUUGACCCACUUGAAGAGUACACUGAUGAACAAAUUUGGGAGGUGCGGUUUUUUCAUUUGAUGAAAUUUUUAUUCAUUGACAAAAAGAUAGGAUGGACAUAUCUCCUUCUUACUGGUAUUUUCUGCACAAGAAUUCAGCUUGGUGAUGAAGUUAGAAAGAAGAAGGGGAUGCUUGAUUCUACAGUGACUGAGAAUGGAGAGAAUUGGAGCAUGGGUCAGAGGCAGCUAGUCUGUUUAGGGCAUGCACUACUCAAGGGGAGUAAAGUGUUAGUACUUGAUGAAGCUACAUCAUCGGUGGAUACAACAACUGACUAUCUAAUUCAGCAAACGCUUAAGAAAUAUUUCUCAAGAUCCACUGUCAUCACAAUUGCACAUAGAAUAACAUCAAUUAUUGAUAUUAAUCUGGUUCUCCUUCUUGAUAACGGCCUUGUAGUGGAAUAUGAUUCCCCAACCAAAUUGUUAGAGAACAAAUCCUCAUCAUUUGCAAAGCUUGUUAAGGAGUAUACUCGAAGAUGUAGUUCUUAGUUUUUGAAAGGAUAAAUAAAUGAAUUUUGAAAGUCCAAAUGUAG
This is a messenger RNA of Macadamia integrifolia, 1284 nucleotides long. Its product is annotated as ABC transporter C family member 3-like. Gene Ontology annotation, biological process: transmembrane transport. NCBI's taxonomy places the organism in Eukaryota, Viridiplantae, Streptophyta, Magnoliopsida, Proteales, Proteaceae. The coding region runs from base 80 to 1240 and encodes 386 amino acids. The transcript is spliced from 6 exons. The record is from RefSeq and is a predicted model, not a curated record. Gene Ontology annotation, molecular function: ATP binding; ATPase-coupled transmembrane transporter activity; ATP hydrolysis activity. Gene Ontology annotation, cellular component: vacuolar membrane; plant-type vacuole.